Messenger RNA from Coccidioides immitis RS, 3516 nucleotides. Its product is annotated as small GTP-binding protein. The transcript is spliced from 6 exons. Gene Ontology annotation, biological process: cytosolic ribosome assembly. Lineage: Eukaryota; Fungi; Ascomycota; Eurotiomycetes; Onygenales; Onygenaceae. The record is from RefSeq and is a predicted model, not a curated record. Gene Ontology annotation, molecular function: ribosome binding; GTP binding; GTPase activity. Bases 268 to 3516 code for a protein of 1082 amino acids. Gene Ontology annotation, cellular component: cytosol; ribonucleoprotein complex.
AUAGAUGACUCAAGCUUGUAAAUCACACCAUCUCCAGGGCUCAAAUCGUUCAAAAACGAUAAAAUUUCGAAUUUAUAAGCAAUAUAUCAGGGCGAUUGUUGUUGCUUUCUGCUUCAGAUUUUACUUCGCACCUUUUUUUUUUUCCUGUCUGGCGAAGCAAACUCUCCUUCACACCAUAGUUUUGACUUGCAAGCCAGCCUCUGAUUAUUUCUUCGAUAAAAGCUUUUAUUUUCCAUACUAUUAUAAUUAUAGAUUCUUCUAGUCCAAAUGCCGGUCGUCGACUUGAAGGAUCUUGUUCGCCUUCAGCAUCAAGCUGAAGAUAUUCGAAAUAUCUGUAUCCUCGCACAUGUUGAUCACGGCAAGACGUCCUUGACGGACAGCUUGAUCGCCACUAAUGGCAUUAUCUCGCCUAAGCUGGCGGGGAAAAUCCGCUAUCUGGAUUCCCGCCCAGAUGAACAGCUUAGAGGCAUCACGAUGGAAUCAUCAGCCAUAUCUCUUCAUUUCUCCAUGCUCCGAAGAUCUUUGCCUGAAGCGCAGCCGGAAAAGAAGGAGUAUCUUAUCAAUUUGAUCGACUCCCCGGGCCAUAUCGACUUUAGCAGCGAAGUAUCUACUGCUUCCAGGCUUUGCGAUGGUGCGCUAGUACUGGUUGAUGUCGCUGAAGGAGUAUGCAGCCAGACUGUUACUGUAUUGCGCCAUACGUGGGUUGAACAGCUCAAGCCAAUCCUUGUAUUUAAUAAAGUUGACCGGCUGGUUACGGAGUUGAAGAUGAGUCCUGGUGAAGCCUACUCACACUUAAGUAGACUGCUUGAGCAGGUUAACGCAGUGAUUGGAAGCUUCUACCAAGGAGAGCGUAUGGAAGAAGAUCUCCUGUGGCGAGAAAGAGUAGAAGAACGAGUCAAGGCUGCUGCAGCCAAAGAGAAGGAUAAGUCAAAGAAACGCACAGAAACCGACCCUCAGGUCGAGGAAAUGGAAGAAUUUGAAGAAGGUGAUGAUGAAGAUCUCUACUUCGCCCCGGAGAAGAACAACGUUAUUUUUUGCAGUGCUGUGGACGGCUGGGCCUUUACCAUACGCCAGUUUUCGAGGCUAUAUGAAAAAAAACUUGGGAUCAAACGAGCUACUCUAGAGAAGGUUCUGUGGGGAGAUUAUUAUCUUGAUCCCAAAACAAAACGAGUACUCGGCCAGAAACAUCUCAAGGGAAGGAAUUUGAAGCCCAUGUUCGUACAGUUGGUUUUGGAAACGAUAUGGGCGGUUUACAAUGCAACGACAGGUGGAGCAAGCAAAACAGGUGAUCCUGCACUGCUGGAGAAGAUCACAAAGUCUCUCUCAAUCACCAUACCUCCUUACGUUCUGAGAUCAAGAGAUCCGAGAAAUAUCUUGACCACAGUUUUCUCUUCAUGGCUUCCAUUAUCAGCAGCCGUACUAGUUUCUGUUAUUGAGUAUCUCCCAAGCCCUCCAGCAGCUCAAGCUCUUCGGCUUCCCGAUAUGCUGGAUGACUCUCCCGGUUCGUCGUUUGUUAGCCCAGCAGUGCGCGAUGCGAUGGAGAAAUUUCGAUCCGGGAAGGACGACCCAGCAGUUGCAUACGUUAGUAAAAUGGUUUCUAUUCCAGAAAGCGAGCUGCCAUCCAAAACACGCCGAGGAGGGGGCGGUACUCUGACAGCAGAAGAAGCACGGGAUCUUGCACGUCGGAAAAGAGAGCAGCUGGCAAAACUCCAAGCCGAAUCAAAUGGGCAAGGAGACGACGAUUUGUCUCAUAUAGCAAGUGCGAUCGGAUCCACAAGUCUUGAAGACAAUGGGACCGGUGCAGUGGAGGAGAAAGAAGAUCCGGAGCAUCUUAUCGGCUUUGCUCGUUUGUAUUCUGGGACACUGUCAGUUGGGGACUCGGUCUAUGUUCUUCCACCAAAGUUUUCUCCGGAAUAUCCUCAUGCUGCCCCCGAACCGGAGAGAGUCAAAAUAACGGCAUUAUAUCUGCUUAUGGGACGAAAUCUCGAAAACCUGGAGAGCGUUCCAGCGGGUGUUGUGUUUGGAAUCGGGGGUCUUGAAGGCCAUAUAAUGAAAACGGGAACGAUUUGCAGUCAGCUUGAAGGUGCCGUAAAUUUGGCUGGUGUUUCUCUGAGCAGUCCACCAAUUGUUCGAGUUGCCUUGGAACCUGUCAACCCUGCUGAUUUGAAUAAAAUGAUAAAUGGCCUAAAAAUGCUGGAGCGAAGCGAUCCCUGUGCUCAAUACGAAGUGUUGCCGAGUGGUGAGCAUGUUAUUUUGACCGCAGGAGAAUUGCACCUUGAGCGCUGCCUAAAAGACUUACGCGAACGGUACGCCAAAUGCGAAAUCCAGGCUGGCGAGUCCAUUGUACCAUAUAGGGAAACCGUUAUCAGUUCGCCGGAGAUGGCUCCGCCGAAGAAUCCCGAGCUCCCGCGUGGAACAGUCCUGGCAACUUCAGCAUCAAAACAACUGAUGAUUCGACUGAGAGUGCGACCACUGCCAGCCGCCGUUACUGACUUUCUUGGAAAACAGGCCGGGAGCAUCAAGCGCUUUUUCGCACACAGAAGAGGUAGAGGUACGCGCGCUACCGAAGAGCAAAGCAACGGCACCACAGUCGACGGUCAAGACGACGGUCCGGAGAUUGGCGACAGCAGCAUGUCGAGUCGAAAUAUCCUUUCGGAGGAGGACUUCAAGAAAGAGCUCAGUGCCGCGUUUUCAGAGACAAAAGACAGAGACGGGUGGAAAGGUGUCAUGGGCCAGAUUGCGGAAUUCGGACCCCGGAGAACAGGCCAGAACCUUUUGCUUGAUGCAACGUCUACAGGAGCAUUCGAACGACUAUUCCCCGAGCUCAUCGAUAACACCGACGCUGCACAAAACGGGAAUCAAGAGGAGCAACAACGGAACACUGGUUUGUUCUCCGACAAAAUCUCAUACGCCUUUCAGCUUGCCACGAACCAGGGACCACUCUGCCACGAACCUGUGCAGGGAAUUGCAGUGUCUAUUGAGGAUGUUACUCUUACAGAGACAGGCGACGAGGAGAUGGGUCGACUCACAGGAGAGGUUAUUCGACUAGUCCGCGACGCAGUGUGGCAAGGGUUCUUGGACUGGAGUCCACGGAUCCUUCUAGCAAUGUAUAGCUGCGAAAUCCAAGCUUCGACCGAAGUCCUUGGCCGUGUCUACGGUGUCAUAACUCGACGUCGCGGCCGCAUACUUUCUGAAACAAUGAAAGAAGGCACACCGUUCUUUACCAUCCUGUCUCUUCUUCCUGUUGCCGAGUCGUUUGGAUUCUCCGAAGAGAUCCGCAAACGAACGUCAGGCGCUGCUUCACCGCAGCUUAUUUUUGCGGGAUUUGAAAUGCUGGACGAAGAUCCGUUCUGGGUACCCGCAACUGAGGAAGAACUUGAGGAUUUAGGAGAGUUGGCUGACCGGGAGAACGUUGCUAAGCGGUAUAUGGAUAAAGUUAGGAGCAGGAAAGGAUUGGUAGUGAAAGGCAAGAAAUUGAUCAAGGAUGCGGAAAAGCAAAAGACAUUGAAAAGAUGA